AUGGCAAAGGUCGGAACUGAUUGGCUGCUUGGCCUCCUGAUGGUCUGUUGCCAGGUUUCGAUGCCCGGGGGCGGCUUGGAUCGCUGCAUGAACGGAGGUGUCACUCUUGAAAACGUUCUGAUGCAGCAAAUCGCUGCUGCGACCUGGACGGACCAGGACUGCGCCCGUCGCGAACCACGCAAUGCGGUACGGUUCAUUGUGCUGGGUGCUGGCGGUGUCCUGGUCUGGUCUGGCAAAAAGGGGAUCGCUGACGUCUCAGACCAAGUUUCAGAGGCGAACAGCAGGACAGGGGGCCAUGCACUCGGACUGUCCCGUUGUGCUGGACAAUUGCGGAAAACGGGACAGGGACCCAAGGGCCAGGGGACGGGGAACUUCUGGAACUGGGCGUUGAAGGUGACCGGGGUUUGCGAAUGA
Sporothrix schenckii 1099-18 is the source of this 414-nucleotide messenger RNA. RefSeq lists its product as uncharacterized. Bases 1 to 414 code for a protein of 137 amino acids. The record is from RefSeq and is a predicted model, not a curated record. NCBI's taxonomy places the organism in Eukaryota, Fungi, Ascomycota, Sordariomycetes, Ophiostomatales, Ophiostomataceae. The transcript has a single exon.